Ilyonectria robusta is the source of this 1905-nucleotide messenger RNA. RefSeq lists its product as uncharacterized. NCBI's taxonomy places the organism in Eukaryota, Fungi, Ascomycota, Sordariomycetes, Hypocreales, Nectriaceae. The record is from RefSeq and is a predicted model, not a curated record. The coding region runs from base 1 to 1809 and encodes 602 amino acids. Gene Ontology annotation, molecular function: oxidoreductase activity. The transcript is spliced from 2 exons.
AUGACCAAAGCUGUAGAGACCGUUGACCUGUCCAACACCACCGCCGCCUACCACGCCGCGGCCACCAUCGCCCCGGCCGGCCGCCUCGUCCACGUCUCGGGCCAGCCCGGCAGCACCAAGGAUGGCUCCGUCCCUGGCGACUACGAGUCGCAGAUUCACCUGGCGCUGCUGAACCUGCGCAAGAUCAUCGUCGCGGCCGGCGCGUCCGUCAGGGACAUCGCCAAGCUGACCGUCUACAUUGUCGACUACGACGCCGCGCAGGCCAAGCACCGCCGCCACAUCCAGACGUUCCUCGCCGGCCACCGACCGGCCAUGACCCUCGCCCCCGUGCCCAAGCUGGCCGUUGCCUCGUGGCUGUUCGAGAUCGACGCCGUCCUGGCCAUCCCCGAGACGCCUGCCGCGCCAUUGGCCCUCCCGGCCGCCCAGGAAACCGCCGAUGUCAUUGUCAUUGGCGCUGGCCUCGCCGGUCUCAGUGCCGCCCACGAUGUCCUCAAGGCUGGUCUGUCGUGUAUUGUGCUCGAGGCUCGUGACCGUGUAGGCGGCAAGACGUGGAGCCAGCCCAUGGUCAGCGGCGGCACUGUUGAUCUCGGGGCUGCUUGGAUCAACGAUGUUAGCCAGAGCAAGAUGUACGCCUUGGCCAAGAGAUACGGCGCGGAGAUGAUUGAGCAAAACACCACGGGCAAUGUUGUAUUGCAGGACUUUGACGGCCGCUGUACGCCGUUUGUCUAUGGCGACCUUCCCAACUUCGACAGCGCAACCCGCAAACACCUCGCCGAGAUCCGCGACAUGGUCGAGGCCGACUGCCAGGCCGUCGACACCUGGCGGCCGCAGGACACAUCGCUCGACUCGCUCACCUUCGAGGCGUACCUGCGCUCGCGCGGCGCCAGCGAGCUCGCGGUGGCGACGGGAGCCGUGUGGACGCGCGCCAUGCUGGGCAAGGAUCCCAAGGACAUCUCGGCGCUGUACUUCCUCAACUACUGCAAGUCCGGCGGCGGCCUGCUGCAGAUGCGCUCCGACCGCAAGGGCGGCGGCCAGCACCUCCGCGUGCGCCAGGGCACGCAGCUCUUCUCCCUCGGGCUGGCCGGGUCGCUGCCCGAGGGCGUCGUUCGCCUCAACAGCCCCGUGCAGGCCAUUGUGCAGGACGGCAGCCACUCGGUCAAGGUGCAGGCCGGCGCCGUCUACGCCGCUCGCAAGGUCAUCACCACGGUGCCCGGCCCCGUGCUCAAGUCCAUCGCCUUCACCCCGUCACUGCCUCCCGCCAAGCAGGUCUGGGCCGAGUCCCUCUCCUACGGCUACUACACCAAGGCCAUGAUGGAGUUCCGCACGCCCUUCUGGGUCGAGCGCGGCUUCUGCGGCCUCGCCCAGUCCUUUGUCGGGCCCGCCAGCGUGGUUAGGGACACCAGCAGCCCGGCCGACUCCAAACACGUCCUGACGUGCUUCAUGUCUGGCGACGCCGGUGCCACGUGGGCAGCCCUUCCCGGCCGCGGCCGCGAGCAGAAGCUCCUCGAGCAGCUGAGCACCCUGUUCGGAGCCGACGACCUGGAGUCGCAGUUCGUGCAGCUGCACACGUACGAGUGGACCAAGGACGAGUUCGCCGGCUGGGGCUGCCCCUGCACGUCGCUUCCCCCGGGCGUGCUGGACACGCUCGGCGGCGACGCGCUCCGCGAGCCGUGCGGCAACCUGCACUUUGCCGGCACGGAGACGGCGGGCGAGUGGAAGGGCUACAUGGAGGGCGCGGUGCGCAGCGGCGAGCGGGCGGCGGCCGAGGUGGUCAAGGGAUUGAGCGCCGGCGUCGUCUCGCGACUGUAAUUGGAUAUGGGUGUGUUUACGGUGCUAUAUUGACGGUGCGCCGGUGUCUGUUUAGAAUAUUAGAAAUUAGAAAAUAAAAAGCCCGUGUUUCUUUCU